AUGACUGAAGCGAAUGACAUAUUCCUCAAAUCAUCCUCAGUUCAAAUACACUCUAGCCCCAAACCAUCCUCAGUUACAAAACACCAGAGCCUCAAACCAUCCUCAGAUCCAGUACACCCUAACCUCAAACCAUCCUCAGAUCCAGUACACCCUAACCUCAAACCAUCCUCAGAUCCAGUACACCCUAACCUCAAACCGUCCUCAGUUCCAAUACACUCUAACCUCAAACCAUCCUCAGAUCCAAUCCAGUACACCCUAACCUCAAAGCCAUCCUCAGAUCCAAUACACCCUAACCUCAAACCAUCCUCAGAUCCAGUACACCCUAGCCUCAAACCAUCCUCAGAUCCAGUACACCCUAGCCUCAAACCAUCCUCAAUUCCAGUACACCCUAGCCUCAAACCAUCCUCAGAUCCAGUACACCCUAGCCUCAAACCAUCCUCAGAUCCAGUACACCCUAACCUCAAACCAUCCUCAGAUCCAAUACACCCUAACCUCAAACCAUCCUCAGAUCCAGUACACCCUAGCCUCAAACCAUCCUCAGAUCCAGAUAACCUCAAACCAUCCUCAGAUCAAAUACACCCUAACCUCAAACCAUCCUCAAUUCCAAUACACCCUAGCCUCAAACCAUCCUCAGAUCCAGUACACCCUAGCCUCAAACCAUUACCAGUUCCAAGACACCAUAUCCUCUAA
This is a messenger RNA of Homalodisca vitripennis (glassy-winged sharpshooter), 690 nucleotides long. Its product is annotated as 36.4 kDa proline-rich protein-like. Bases 1 to 690 code for a protein of 229 amino acids. The transcript has 2 exons. NCBI's taxonomy places the organism in Eukaryota, Metazoa, Arthropoda, Insecta, Hemiptera, Cicadellidae. The record is from RefSeq and is a predicted model, not a curated record.